Messenger RNA from Teleopsis dalmanni, 1965 nucleotides. RefSeq lists its product as uncharacterized. The record is from RefSeq and is a predicted model, not a curated record. NCBI's taxonomy places the organism in Eukaryota, Metazoa, Arthropoda, Insecta, Diptera, Diopsidae. Bases 1 to 1965 code for a protein of 654 amino acids. The transcript is spliced from 5 exons.
AUGAAUGCAAGUGGGGCAAAUGAAACGUUAGCGGUUCAUCAUCAACUAACUUCACAAGCGCUGUACAGAAUUGUUCCAAUAACAAUAUAUGGAAAUGGUGUUACCUGCAACAUUUAUGCCUUUCUGGAUGACGGAUCUGGUCCAACGUUGAUAGAAAAAGACGUAUUAAGACAACUGCGGAUUAAAGGUGAAACGAAAGAUCUUUGUUUACGAUGGACAGAUGGUACGGUACGCAAGGAACCUGAUUCUGAGCUGGUCAACCUGCAAGUCUCCAAAAUACGAGAAGGUAAAAGGGAAACGUUAAAUUUACACAUCUGUGAAUGCGAUGAUGAUCUAAGUUUGCAGCGUUUAGUGAAAGAUUUUGUAAGUAAUGAAAACGUUAUUGAAAGUCGAGAAAAACUAAAAAAUAUGGAGUUGGAACAACAAAAGACAAGAUUGCUUUGGAAAUCAAAUAAUAUUACUAUGCCAGAUAAUUACCUAAUGGCGCUGCGUAAACUUCAGUGCUUUGAGCGCAAGCUGCAAUCCAAUGUAACGUUGCAAAGCUGGGUGUGUGAUCACAUCGACGACAUGAAGUCGAAAGGUUAUAUACGCCAGCUGAAAUCUAACGAAGCCGAGGAGUAUUAUCCACCUGCACAAUACGACGGAGUCUCGUUAAACGCGUGUUUGGAGAAAGGUCCAGAUCUGCUCACUUCGUUGGUAGAUGUUCUUGUUAAUUUCGGAAUCGGAAAAAUUGGUAUAAGUGGCGACAUACAAGAAAUGUUUCAUCGAGUACUCGUGAAAGAAGAAGAUCAACAUUCACAACGCUUCCUGUGGAGAAAUUGUGACGAUAGCAGACCCCCAGACGUUUAUUUGCUACAAGUUAUGAGUUUUGGGGCAACAUGUUCACCAUCGUUGACACAACUGGUAAAAAAUAGCAAUGCACGCGAAUACGAAGCCGAGUUGCCGCGAGCAGUGAAAUUUUGGCGAAGUGGAGUUAGCUGGGAUGACACUAUUCCUAAUGAGCUAGUCGAUGAGUGGAACAAAUGGCUGUUGCUGCUUGGCGGUGUGAAAAAUGUGAAGAUACCGAGAUGUUACUUCGCUACGGUUAAUAAGGAUGCAGACUCCAUUGAAUUGCAUGUCUUUGUGGACGCAAGUGAGGUUGCAUAUGCAGCGGUUGUGUACCUAAGAGCGAAGAGUCGCAACAACAUAGAUGUUUCCUUGAUAUGUUCUAAAGCAAAAGUUGCACCAUUACGACCAAUAUCAAUUCCAAGACUGGAACUACUCGUGGCGGAAUUGGGAGCACGCCUAGGAAACAACAUCAAAAGGUCAAUAGACUUGAAAGUGACCAGUAUAACGUAUUGGAGCGAUUCAAAGGCUGUUCUAUCGUGGAUAAAAUCUGACCCACGAGAUUACAAACAAUUUGUAAUGUUCCGCAUAGCAGAAAUCCUGGAGUUGUCCGAGGCGGAACAAUGGCGGUACAUUCCUACUAAAUUAAAUGUUGCGGACUUGGCUACAAAACAAACUAGUAAUCCAGACUUUACUUGGAAAAACCCUUGGUAUAAGGUACCGAAGUUCCUGUAUGAAGCAGAAACUUGUUGGCCAAAUAAUGUUGGCGUACAGAAAUAUAACGAAGGUUCUGAAAUCAGAAAGCAACGAUUGUUGGUGGCUCAUGUAGCAGAGGAGGAACCUAUCAUAGAUGUCUACCGAUUUUCAGAGUGGGAACGUUUAGUUCGAUGCAUGGCCUAUGUGAAAAGAUUUAUGUUUUUACUAUCAACUAAUGAAAUGAAAAAGAUGAAAUCUGUAAACCAAUGCUUGUCAGUCGAGAAACUGAAAUGGAGUGAAAAUUUCUUGUACCAAACAGCCCAGUUACAGAAUUACAAGAAAGAAAUGACCGCAUUAAGUAGAGACGCUAAUAUUACUCCAUCUAAAAGUAGCCCUUUGCGAAAACUUUCACCAUUCACAGAAUGUUUUAAGAAUGAAAGGUAG